Messenger RNA from Syzygium oleosum, 2178 nucleotides. Its product is annotated as eukaryotic translation initiation factor 4B2. Lineage: Eukaryota; Viridiplantae; Streptophyta; Magnoliopsida; Myrtales; Myrtaceae. The transcript is spliced from 3 exons. Gene Ontology annotation, molecular function: translation initiation factor activity; mRNA binding. Bases 268 to 1866 code for a protein of 532 amino acids. The record is from RefSeq and is a predicted model, not a curated record.
AAAAAACGAAAAGGAAAUCAUCUGCGCCCCGUCGCGAUUCGCACCCAUCAUCAUCAUCAGGCGAGAGACCGCACCGCCGAGAAAAACCCUUCCGAUACCCUUCGUGUCCUCGGAGCUCCGGCUCCAUUGACGGAGCUCCAGCUCGGUUCGCCGGCCCAUCGCCCGCCGCCGGAAAGGAUCGCCGAGAUCUCCCUCCCUCCCGUUCUCCGGUUCCCCGAUUCCGAACCCCCGCUCUCGAAUUCCAUCUCCAGAUCUCGAGCCGCGAGAAUGUCCAAACCCUGGGGCAACAUCGGCGCCUGGGCCGCCGAGGCCGAGCAAGCCGAGGCCGAGGAGCGCGAGGCCGCGGCGGCGGAGGCGGCGGCGGCCCCCGCGAGGGCCGAGCCACAGAACUACCCCAGCCUCAGGGAGUCCGUCAGCGCCAAGCCGAAGAAGAAGAAGAUGUCGGUGCCGCUGAAUGCGUUCAUCACCGGCAGCUCCGUCGGCUCCGGCGGUUCCGGCGCCGGAGGCGGGGGUGGUUACAAGGGGUUGACCCACGACGAAAUGAUGCGCCUGCCCACGGGCCCCAAGGAGCGCUCCGCGGAGGAGAUGCAGUACGGCCGGCUCGGGGGCGGGUUCUCUUCGUAUGGGAGGUCCGGUGCGCCGCCGAACCGGAACCGCGAGGAUGGGGAUACUUCCUGGGGCGGCGGCGGCGGGGGCAGUGGGGGCGGUCGGAGAUCCUACGGUGGCUUCGAGGAUGAUCGCCACGGGCCUCCGCCUUCUAGGGUUUCGGAAUUUGACCAGCCAUCUCGUGCUGAUGAGGUUGAUAAUUGGGCAAUGACGAAGAAAUCUCUGCCUUCGCUCGAUUCCACGAGGCAAACCAGGUAUGAUUCUCUUGGAGGUGGCUCUAGAGCUGAUGACGUUGAUAAUUGGGCAGCGGGGAAGAAGCCGCAACCACCACCUCCUUCGAGAUCCUUCGGCUCGGGUUUCCGUGAUUCUGGGACGGAGCCUGACCGCUGGAACAGAGGUGGUGGAGGAGGGGGAUUUAACACAGAGCGCCCUAAAUUGGUGUUGGAUCCGCCUAAGGGUGAUUCGGUGGGAAAUGAAGUGGCGAAAUCUUCUAGGGCGAGUCCGUUCGGAGCAGCCCGGCCGCGAGAGGAAGUCUUGGCUGAGAAGGGUUUAGAUUACAGGAAGCUGGAAUCAGAAAUUGAGGCCAAGAAGACAAGCAGACCCACAAGUGCACACUCAAGCAGGCCAUCGAGUGCGCAGUCGAGCCGGUCUGAGAGUCAAGUGCUGCAGGGUAUUGAGAAUGUGGCCAGGCCAAGGCCAAAAGUUAAUCCUUUUGGAGAGGCCAAGCCUAGGGAAGUGUUGCUAGAGCAGAAAGGGAUGGACUGGCGCAAACUUGAUUUUGAGUUGGAGCAUCGCAGUGUUGAUAGGCCUCAGACAGAGCAGGAAAAGAUGCUGAAGGACGAGAUAGAGAACUUGAAGAAAGAAAGGGAGAAGGAACCUGCUCAUGAAGCAAACAAUGAACAUUCCCAAGGAUCUGAAGGAGACCAACCCAGUUUGAGUGAUGCAAUAUCACUGAAGGAAAGGCAACUGGAAGCUUUGACCCGUGAUUUGGACGAUAAAGUUCGAUUUGGGCAGAAAUCUGUUGAUAGGCCUGGUUCUGGUUAUGGCAGGUCCGGUAGCUUUUCUGAGAGGCCACCUUCACGGUCUGGGUCAAUUGAUGAGUCUCGUAGUAUGGAUUACAACGAUCGUCCUCCAUCCCGUGGCAUGGGAGAUGGAUGGUCCAGGGGUGGGAACGAGAGAAGACCAUUUCAAGGUGGCAGGGAUAGAGGAUUUUUGGCCAGUAGAGACUCCGACAGGUCAAGGUCGAGGGAGAGAUGGUGAACAGAGCUGUUGGACUUUCUGGGUUUCUCGACUUUUGACAACUUGAAGCAGAUACUGUUUUGCUUCUUUGCUUUUUUCGCAUUGAUAUCUAAACUUUCGUCUGGUUACUAGGACAGGAAUUGUUUAAUGCUGCGGAAGACAGAUGCAUUUUUUGGAUUCUAAUUCUCAUUUUUGCCUGUGUUGAGGACACUGUAUUCUCUGGUAAAUGAAGUCUGUGGAAGUCUAUUAUGUGACCGAUUUUUACACAGUAGUCUGAUUGUAGCUUGCCGAGGGGACUGGCAAUUUAUAUUCGACAAUCCUUUCAUCGCUAAA